AUGGCCGAAGAUCCCACAGCACCGAGCUUGAAUCUUACAGCCGAAGAGAAGCGCGUAUUCGGCCAGCUAUUUCGACAGGCAGAUACAGAGGGCCUUGGGGUUGUGACGGGAGAAGUUGCGGUCAAGUUCUUUGAGAAGACAAGGCUUGAGCCACGCAUCUUAGGAGAGAUAUGGCAAAUUGCGGAUAAGGAGAACCGGGGCCUACUGACACCAGCGGGUUUUGGAAUCGUAUUGAGGUUGAUUGGACAUUACCAAGCAGGACGAGAUCCCACCCCUGAGCUAGCACUUCGAGCUGGUCCCCUUCCUAAAUUCGAUGCCGGCUCUGUCCCCGGAGCAAGUCCAACAACGAUUCAACCCCCUCCCGGUCCGCCACCAAGCGCAUUACAACCACAGAGAAGCGGCUCCGGACCAAUCCGAGUUCCUCCUUUGACGCCAGACAAGGCUGCACAAUAUGCUUCUCUAUUUGAGAAGUCGGGAGCGGUCAAUGGACAGCUCCCAGGAGAGCAGGCAAAGCAAAUCUUCGAGCGUGCUGGGCUUCCGAAUGAAAUUUUAGGAAGAAUAUGGAACUUGGCGGACACUGAACAAAGGGGGUCACUCCAAUCCACAGAAUUUGUGAUAGCCAUGCACUUAUUGGCCUCUUUCAAAUCUGGGGCACUUCGAGGGCUUCCGAAUGUGCUUCCUGCCGGUUUAUAUGAGGCCGCAGCAAGACGCAUGCCGAGCCGACAAUCCUCGGGCAUGGCACCUAUCCCAAGGCAGUUCAGCGGUGCACUAGGUGCUCAACGUAGUGGAAGCCCACUUAACCCCGCUGUGUACAAUACUCCUCCCCAGUUUCCUCAAAACUCUGGUUCGGGUGGAGCAUGGGCUAUAACUCCUGGGGAUAAGGCCAAGUUUGACAGUAUUUACUACCCCCUGGACAAAACCAACAAAGGAUAUAUCACUGGAGAUGAAGCCGUACCAUUUUUCAGCGAAUCCAAGCUUCCCGAAGAGGCUUUGGCACAAAUUUGGGAUCUUGCAGACAUUAACUCAGCGGGUGUUUUGACCAAAGAUGAAUUUGCAGUGGCUAUGUAUCUCAUCAGACAGCAACGGGGGAAGCGUGAUGGACGGGAAUCGCUCCCCUCAACAUUACCCCCUAAUUUGAUCCCACCAAGCAUGCGACACCAGGUCAGACCAGCUGCAGUUCCCACUGCCCCAGUGUUUGAGGCACCACCCCCGACCUUGCCCAAGUCAGCUGCAGAAGAUCUUUUUGGCCUCGAUGCACUUUCAGGGCCGGCCCCUGCGCCAACCCAAGCGCCUCUAUCUACUGGUGGGUCUGCGUCAUUCGGUGUGAGUAACGAUCCGUUUGGCAGUAGAUCCCCCAUAACGCCUAGUUCACCAACCCAGAGCUCUUCACUACAAGCAUCUAAUAUCUUCACACCUUUCGCCCCAACUUCGACAUUUGGACAGGCGUUGAGUUACAACAAUACUGGUGGGUCCAAUAACACAGGUCCAUUACAACAAAGAAAUGUGCAGCCGCAAAGCUCUGCAGCGGAUGACCUACUAGGAGACAAUGAUCCUGAGAUCAGUAGGAAAUUGACAAGCGAGACCUCUGAGCUUGCAAAUUUGUCAAACCAAGUGGGAUCGUUGUCGAAGCAGAUGCAAGAGGUGCAAGGUCAGCGAGCGACGUCUCAGAACGAGUUGACUCAAGCGGGUUCCCAGAAGCAGGAAUUCGAGCAACGUUUAUCGCAGCUUAGAACACUCUACGAGCAAGAAGUGAAGGAUGUCAGAAGCUUGAAAGAACGACUCACCGCGUCUCAAAACGAAACCAAGAAGCUACAGACUGAAAUUGCUAUGAUCGAAGGAACCUUCCAAGAUCUCCAGAACCAGCACAGACAGACUGUCACGGCACUUGAAGCCGAUCAACAAGAAAAUGCCAGUCUGAAAGAGCGUAUGCGGGUCGUUAACACCGAGAUUUCACAAUUGAAGCCAUCGCUGGAAAAAUUGAGAUCCGAUGCUCGUCAGCAAAAAGGUCUGGUGGCCAUUAAUAAAAAGCAACUCGCGACUAAUGAAGCCGAAAGAGAGAAAUUGAAGGCCGAGGCCGAAGAAUUGAACAAGAGUAUUGAAGAAGACACGAAGACUUUGGCCGCUGCAGCUAAAGUGCAAAGUCAAAGUCCCGUACCAAGUCAGAGUCAGGUUGCAAGUCCAACUCCUUCUACAAUAAGCGCCAACAAUCCAUUCUUUCGCCGUCAAGGAAGCUCAUCAGAACUACCAAACUCGCCCUUUACGUCUCCACCCCAGCCGGACAGAUCCUUUGAGAACGUUUUCGGUCCCGCUUUUGGUGAGGCCUCCACUGCAAAGGAAUCUGCGCCGCCUACAAGUUUCAAGCAUGAUACAGACAUCCGGCCCCCUUCGGGUGCCUCUGGCUCUUUUUCUCACAAUCGCACUGGUAGCGGUAAUGAAUUCUCACCACCAUCAAGAACUUCACCUGCAAUAUCCAAUCGAGAGCUCCCCCAUGCAAGCCCGCUUCCUCAAACCAGUGUACUCUCCCAAGGUACUGGCUUCCCACCUCCUCCGCCCGAGUCCCGACAAAUCAGCUCUAGUUUCCUACCGUUCCCAGAGCAUAGCGACUCUGUCACCUCGUCUCAACAAGUCUCAGCGCCUAACAGCAGAUUUGGGGAAGAUUCUACAGGUGCCGAGACGCCUACGAAUUACAUGGGCACGACCCCAACCGGUUCAUCUAGUGCAGGCCCAGCUGAGCAUGUAAGAGCAGUAUCUCCAGGUCUUGAUCGUCAUUCUACUGCUUCCCCUGCAACAAGCCCGACCAAGGACUCCAUGCCAGGCGCCUUCCCCGGAGACUCAAACUCCUCUCACAUUGUUGCAACCCCAACUGGAGGGAGCACAUUGAGUGAGCAGGCUGCGGCUGAUCCAUUUGGUCUUCCUAAAGAGCCGGUCCGCUCUGGAACUGCAAAAGAUGAUUUCGAUUCUGCUUUUGCUGGUUUUGGCACUACUCCCAAACCCCAGGAGCGAUCCAAUACUGGUUCCUCUGCAGCUGGUUCGGUUGCCGCAGCUCCGACUGUCUUCAACAAAGAGUUCCCGCCUAUUGCUGAAUUAGAGCAUGACGAUGAUAGUGAUAGUGCCAGUGAACGUGGAGGUUUUGAUGAUGAUUUUGCCCCAGCAUCCCCAGCGCACACUAGAAACCAAAGCUCUGGACAACAGCCAACUACACAAGUGGCCCCAUCUGGUGAUGCGACGAAUGAUUUACUUUCAGCAAGACCAGCUGCAAUUCAUUCCCUAACAAGCGAAAGUCUGGCCACUACAAAUCCUCCAACUCCUGGAGCACAAGCCCCUCCACCGGUCUACGACAGAGUUGUCUCUUCCGGAGACCAAGCCCAGACAGAGGCACAACAAUAUAUAGGCCUCCUCCCAUCUCGCGAAAUCCCAACCUCACCCCCCAACAUCUCCGCCGAGCCCGCAAGUUCCACAACAACCAGCCAGACACCAUUCAGUGCUCCCCAAGUAUCCGCGCAGCCCGCCCCUCCCGCCAAAGUACCAUUCGACGAUGACUUUGACGAGUUUGAUGAUCUCGAAGAUGCAAAGGAAGGCGACGCCGACGACGACUUCGCCAAUAUCUCCGCUCUCGACCGUUCCGGGCUCGACGACUUUAACCCAGUCUUCGAUAGCCCCCCAACAUCAAAAGGCGGCGACUCCAUUUCCCCGCACACCAAAAACGCUUUCGGAGGCAACGACGCCGCAUUUGGGGACUUCACGCAAUCGCCUCAAUCUACGCAGCCUGCUCCCAACGCAAAUGCAGUGACAAACGAUAAUCAUGACUGGGAUGCGAUUUUUGCGGGUCUGGAUGGGCCCUCGGCUGCUGCUGCUGAACCAGCACCACCAGCUUCUGUUCCGACUUCAAGCUUAGAUGCACCGAAGCCGAAUGGCAAUAGUGCUAGACCUGCGAGGCCGGAGAUUGGAAGGGCGCUGACGGAGGCGGGCGUGCAUGAUGACCCGAUUCUGAAGAAUUUGACGGGCAUGGGUUAUCCGCGUAAAGAAGCGCUGGCGGCGCUGGAAAAGUAUGAUUAUAAUUUGGAAAGGGCUGCGAAUUACCUUGCUAGUCAGUCAUAA
Molecule: messenger RNA, 4098 nt
Organism: Lachnellula hyalina
Lineage: Eukaryota; Fungi; Ascomycota; Leotiomycetes; Helotiales; Lachnaceae
Product: putative calcium-binding protein
Exons: 4
Coding region: 1-4098 (1365 amino acids)
Biological process (GO): endosomal transport; endocytosis
Cellular component (GO): plasma membrane; cytoplasm
Molecular function (GO): calcium ion binding; protein binding
Source: RefSeq, a predicted model, not a curated record